AUGGGAUUCGAGCCCGAGACAUAUUACCUCGGACCCAACAAGCAUUGCCCCAACAAUGACAUGCCAGUCCUGAUCUAUCGCGACUGUCUGCCCCUACCGCUCUCCGAGGCCAAAACAACCGAGUUCCUCGAAUCGCACGCCUGGGAGAAGAAGGGCACCUGGGGACAUAUCGCGUACAGGCAUUUCCAUCCCAACACGCACGAGUGCUACGGAGGAGAGGAGAUCGAGGUGCACGCCGGAGAUGUCAUCGUCCUCCCGGCUGGAACGGGCCAUUGCUGUCUCCAGAGCAGCACCGACUACAGAUAUAUUGGCGUUUACCCAGAGGGAGCUCCCAAGUGGCGCAGCGAGCUGGGGAAGAACGAGGUUGGCGACGCCUAUAGACACGAGAUCCAAAGUGUGGCAUUGCCGGUGCAGGAUCCUGUCAAUGGCAUCUCUCUGCUAGGCACGUACAAACAAUACAUCGUCCAUCUUGACGAGAGUUCCAAGAGCUUCCAGUGCGACUAUCGCAUGGCAAGCCUCCUACGUCGACUCCUCUCGACCACUCCACCCGAAGUCCCCAAUGCCACAAUCAGAAGGAUGAAUCUCAACUCCGCAGACCUGCCCAAAAUUUUCCUGCCGCCCGUCAAUCGGUGCAUGCGGACGCUGGACAAGUCGUUCUUCCGCAAAGUUGUGCCUCUGGCCGCCGCCACGAUCCCGGAUGUCCGACAGAUCACGGCCAUCAGAAGGGAACUCGAAAAGUCGCAGGACUUGCUCCGAGUCAGUCCGAUCAAGCCGUUGCGCGAUGACGACUCGGUCGGCCAGGGAGCGAAGUGUCUUCUGCUCAGGCCCGGGAUCGACGCCAACGAGCCGAAAACAUGGUCACAGACUAUCUCGAGGCUGGUGGAAGAUCGACUAGCCAGCUUACGACCCUACGAUCUGACACUCACAUAUGACGACUGGACUAUGCAUAAUAUCCUCGAGGCGGUUCUGCCUGAGAUCCCUGAGGAAGAAAAGGAAACCCCUGCAGGUUUUGCUCAGGUUGGCCACGUCGCUCACGUGAACCUGCGCGAGGCAUAUCUGCCUUACAAAUACAUAAUUGGGCAGAUCUUGGUGGAUAAAAAUCCCAACAUCACCACCGUCAUCAACAAGACGUUCGACGUCGGCACCGAAUCCGUCUUUCGAACAUUUCCAUAUGAAGUCAUUGCUGGCCCAGAUGACCUCGAUGUUACCGUCCACGAGUCUGGUUGCGAGUUCAAGUUCAACUUUGGCAAAGUGUACUGGAACUCUCGACUAGGUACUGAACAUUCCCGGCUCUUUGAGCAGUUCAAGGAAGGCGAGGCUGUCUGUGACGUUAUGGCCGGUGUUGGACCAUUUGCUGUGCCGGCAGGUAAACGCAAGGUCUUUGUCAGGGCGAACGAUCUCAAUCCCGACUCGUACCAAAGCCUUGAAGACGCCAUCAAGUCUAACAAGGUCAGCGACUUCGUGUCAGCGUCCUGCGAGGACGGCAGGGCUUUCAUCCGCACCGCUACCAGAGACUUACAGCACUCGCCACGAGAAGCACGACUACCCUCCAAGGUGAAGAUUUCGCGGAAAUUGACCAAAGAAGAGAUGCAAGCGCGUCGCAAAGAGGCUGAUGCCGCAGCAAAAGUUCUCAAAGAACCGAAUGCGUUCGCUCACUAUGUCAUGAAUCUGCCGGCCAGCGCCAUCGAGUUUUUAGAUGCGUUUCGAGGCCUCUAUCACGGUCGAGAGGCCGAAUUCAAACCCCACACCUCGAGAGAUUUGCCGUUGAUUCACCUGUACUUGUUUCAGACGAAGUUUGCUUCCGAAGAAGAAGAGAUCCAAGAGAUUUGUGAAAGAAUAUCGCAGCAUAUCGGGGCUCCGGUGAAGCUCGAUGAUCUAGAGCUGGAUAUGCAGGUUCGAUUUGUCCGACUUGUCGCGCCGAAGAAGAAGAUGUUUUGUGCGAGCUUUCGCAUACCGGCCAGCGUUGCAUUCGCGCAGCCUUGA
Molecule: messenger RNA, 1983 nt
Organism: Fonsecaea nubica
Lineage: Eukaryota; Fungi; Ascomycota; Eurotiomycetes; Chaetothyriales; Herpotrichiellaceae
Exons: 7
Coding region: 1-1983 (660 amino acids)
Biological process (GO): mitochondrial tRNA methylation; tRNA N1-guanine methylation
Cellular component (GO): cytoplasm; mitochondrial matrix
Source: RefSeq, a predicted model, not a curated record